CAUACACUCAAGUAAAUUGAAUGCGGCUUGAAGCUCGUAAUUAGAAGAGAGUCAAAUCGUUAUUGAAAGUAGAUCACGCAAACCACGCAGCUAGGCCUGUUUGCUAGAAACGUUUGGGAAAGUGUACGAACGAUUACUGUUUACCCAAAGCGGUCUUUUACCUCGUCGUCACAACUGUUGCCGUUGUGCAAUAAAGAAUUGCAAUGGCUACAUUGGUUUUGACAACGGUAGCGGCUUCCACAGUUCCAGGGUUGUUGGAAACCACAGUUGCUUCAGCCGUUUAUAUGGCGGCUGCGCCCGUUUUUGAAGAAGUUGCUCAAGUAGUUAAUGAGGCGUUUGCUGACUUAGUUGAAGAUGUUACAGAAGUAGUUGUUAAAACAGCUAAAAAAACUGGCGAAAUGGUGGUUAAAGCAGCAGAAGUAACUGCUGAAGUUGUGGAAAAAACAGCAGAAAUAACUGCCGAAAUUAUUUUGAAUAGAAAUACUAUAUUACUGCCCCCUAUCAAAAGCCAGCAACAGAAAGGAAAUAAUUCAAACACUAGAUCUAACGAAAAUAGUACAAACCAUAAGGAAAACAAUGGAAAUAAACAGUCACAACAAAAUACAAAAACCAACAAACAAACGCAAUCAAAACAAACUGGAACUGCAAGAAACGCUGGCGAUAAUGGAGAUGAUCCAAGACGACGAAGAAACUUGAAAACUACGCGCAACUGUCAGGAUGAAACAUCGGAUGAAACGGAACCACACACUGGAGCUUCUCACUUGCACUCACGAACAGCGGUACAUACCGUACGAUUUGCUGGAGAAAUCAGGCGAGCUGCCGACAGGUCUGGCCACCAAGUUACAGAGCUUAUUGAAGACGGGGCCAGCACAAUCAGGGAUGGGUAUAUACGGCCACCGACCUCUGAUAGCCAACUGCAAAGAGCUCACGUGCUACGAUUUAGGGAUAAUUUUGAGAUGUUACGCGAACAUUAUCCCGAGUUGUAUAGAAUAUUGUGCAGGCAUGCAGGGCACACGCAAAGAAUUCCGAGGGUGUUCAAUGUGUUCCAUAAGAUUGGUGGGAGAAUUGAUAAACUGCAGUAUGGAUGGAUUUUGAAAUUGUCUGAAGUAGAUUUUUCGGCAGGUCCUACAGCUGCGAAUCUAGCAAUGUUUAAAGCAUACAGACAAGAAGUGUUAGAUUUGUAUGACAGUGAGAUAAGAUUAAGAUACGAACGGAACUAUAGCGAAGAGGACAUAGCAGAAAUAAGAAGGGCAAAAGAGAUGAUGGAAAACACAACGAGUGAAGAAUUGUUUGAAAAUGCUCUGGAAGGAUUCAAUCUGGAACAUGGCUACAACAAUCCCAGAAUAAGAUUGUAGUAGUAUACAUUUCGUAACUCUUUACAAACGAUAUUGAACGAAUGCAAACAUUUCAAAACUAAAAAGAAUUUAAAAAAGGACAAACGCAAAUGCUUCGAAGAAAGAGUUUAAAUAGCUUAACAACAAUGAAAAGUAAGUGAGCUAUGCCAUGCUUGUUGAUCAUCUGCAUUAAAACAGGUAAAUAGUCUUUCUGUAUUCUAAAUAUUGACUUGAAAUAUUUAUCCUGUUGUUAAUGGUUUUUUUUUCAGAUGGAUGGAACACUUACGAUAAAUUUCGACUAAGGUUAAUCUGAGUUUCAUAUUCACUAUUUGAAAUAUCUUUGUUGCAAAGUCCAACAUACUUGGGGUGUUUAUACUUUAUGAAAUAAAUCUAAACAAGGUGGAGGUACACACAAAAACUAAAUACAAUACCUAUUCAUUUGAAUCAGCGCAAAAUAUAACCACGUAUAUGAAAAUGUUAACAAAUACUAUAAAUAUACAUCUUAUCUGCAUUUCAACAAAAAUCUG
Molecule: messenger RNA, 1861 nt
Organism: Anopheles arabiensis
Lineage: Eukaryota; Metazoa; Arthropoda; Insecta; Diptera; Culicidae
Exons: 2
Coding region: 204-1355 (383 amino acids)
Source: RefSeq, a predicted model, not a curated record